This is a messenger RNA of Mixia osmundae IAM 14324, 1080 nucleotides long. RefSeq lists its product as uncharacterized. The record is from RefSeq and is a predicted model, not a curated record. The transcript has 5 exons. Lineage: Eukaryota; Fungi; Basidiomycota; Mixiomycetes; Mixiales; Mixiaceae. The coding region runs from base 1 to 1080 and encodes 359 amino acids.
AUGUUAUAUCUCGCGCUCUUGCUCUAUCCUGCCCUCGUCAUUGCCCACCUACCUCAUCACCGCCGCCAAGUCACGGAUGAUAUCUCUGCAAACUUCUACCGAGUCGAGAUCGAAGCCUCAGCCUCGUGUGAUCAUGUCGGGGAGAGUGUCAUCAGCUAUUCAUCAUUCGAGAUGCUCACGCUGCGAACGACUUUGGGCGAAUUCGAUAUCAAACCGCUGAACCAAGUUCGCUCCUAUAAGAUCACCGCGCAAACGGCCUCGCAGCCUCCAGCUUGGUCACCAACAACAGUAGAGGUCUCGUUCACCGCUCACAGCGAUGCCGAUCAGCAAGAGCUAUGGUCCGAUGAAGCCAGAACAUGCUGCAAAUUCGAAGCCACAGGGAGCGGUAUCUUCGGACUGAUCGACCCCUCCUUUGAACGAACCAGUAGUGACCCACAACUGUAUGUAACGUGCGGUGGAUCAGAAACGCCACGAGGAUGCUCCAGACAGCCAAUCGUUCACCAAUGCCGAUACGGUCAGAUGGUCGUGCGCCCUGUCGAUGUCGAUGACGCAGGUUUUCCAAAGGUCCAGGCAUACAGGCUGCAAGCUCAUGCAAGCGGACAAUGCACCUUUUCUGAUUCGCAGACCCGCUUUGCUAUCAGCGGCAUCAGCACGGUUGGGCCCGUCGACGCUCAGGUCGUCACCGUCGCCAAACCGCGACAGACAGGCAGAAUAUUCGCACGCGUGGCUAUCUUUCCUGGCCGCCGACUGCGUAUAGGAGUCAUCUCUUCCUUCAUCCUAUACGAGCGCCAAAGCAUCAAGAUCAAGCUUCAAAUCCACGAUGUCGGACAAGAACAAGAAGAUUGGCAGACUACGGAGAAGCAAUGCUGUCAUCCUGUACUGUCGACUACACUCGUGCUCGGCUUUUGGACACCAUCGGCCCGCAGCUUUGCUCACGAACCACCGCGGCAGAUGUUUGUCGCUUGUCCACCCAGUUCGCUCGCCAUUGAGGUGCCGGGUUGUCAAAGACACUACGACGGCAAGGGUGAGUUCGCAUGCACGGACGUGAACCAGCUUGUGGAUGUCGUUCCCGUCGAUUGA